AUGCUUUUGAUUUUGGAUUUCGAUGUGGAUCAUAUAUUGACAGCGAAUAGAAUUGAUGAUGAACAUUCAGAUGAUGAACAUUGGUUCUCAGAUGAGUCUGAAGGUAUAUUGUUAUUCAGUUAUUUGUAUGGUUUUAUAAAUUUUUGCUGAGUGUGAUGCCUGUUUGUAUCUAGUUGUGGGUGGUUGUUUAAAUGUGCAAACUGUAAUUUAAUAUUUUUUAAAAUUUUCAUCUAAAUAUUGCUGUUCGUAUAUUUUUGCUAAUUUUAGAGAUGACAAUGUAUCAAAUAAUAAUUUCCUUGUUUAAUAUGAUUUUGUAGAAAGAGAUUUACUUGAGUGGUUGGCUGGUCUUGAACCUGUUCAAGAUGUAUAUGAUAAUGAAAGAGGUGAUCAAGGUGAUAGGGCAGAAAGUGAUGACAAGUUAAGUGAUGAAGACGAAAGUGAUGGGGAGGAAGAAAUCGCCCACUCUACCAUUCAAGUGCAUCGGUGCUGCUCAUGAGAAAAACUACUGACAUCAUUUGGAAAAUUAAGGCAUAAUACCUCGCUCUUCACAAACAAGAUAAAACAGUGAAUUCAAUGUAAGAAUACGGCCAGCACCAUUGAAUCCAGGGGACCCAAGUGCAAUGGUCAAUUCCAGCUUUUAGGUAUGCAUGUAGGGGGUGAUGGGAAGUAAGGUAUCAUAUUGCUGAUAAUGCUGAAAAAAUAGAAAUGGUGGCCAUGUAAACAUGGAGUGGUAGCUAUUGUAAAUAUUGAAAUAUUUUGGUUGUUUAGGCAGUUUAUUAAAAUUUUUCAGCAUAAUCAGCAAUAUGAUACCUUACUUCCCAUCACCCCCUGCAUGCAUAAAUUAAAAGCUGCAAUUGCCUAUUGAUCUAGACUAUGGAACUGUAUGGACACAUGUUGGUUAUAUUGCUUCUGAACUAUGCAAGUAUUUGCAUCCACUAAUUGCUGCAGGAGAUGUCGUGGAUGUCUAGUAUGUUCAGUGUAUCAAGUAUAGGGUUGACUUUUUAAUUUUAUCCAAAAAUUUUCAUGAAGACACCUGGGGCCGAUUGUUCAAAGGUGGGUUAGCGCUAACCCUGGGUUAAAAUUUAACCUGCUGUUUUAGUUUGUGUACUUCUACACAUAGAUCUGUGUAUUUCACAACUUCAGAGAAGUAAACUCCUAUCGAUCCAGACAAGAUCUCUGAAGGAAUAUUUCCAAAUUUAUUGAAAAGCUGUCAGGAAGUUUGCUUCGAAUAAUUUUUAGGUUAACCAUGGGUUAAACUAACCCAGCUUUGAACAACCGGCCCCUGGUGAGUGGAGAUUCGAGUGGUAGGAAAAAGAUGAGUGUAUGUUGACAGAUGUUUUUUAUAUAAUAAAUAGCAACUACCAAGCUAUGUUUAGCAAGUUAUUAGUGCAUUUAUUUCAAUUGGCUAACUUUUUUAGUUUUUUCCAGCAUUUUUUAAACAAACCAUAGGUUAUGAAUGAUAACUGGGUAUAUCUAAUUAAACCAAUCUGUCAUGUACACUCAUGCAAAUAAGACUAAGUACAUAAAUAACUGUAAAAAAUGUACUUUAGUAAAUAAAUGAAUAUUUAUUCAUACACUUGACCUACUUUGUGAGUAUUUUUUCAGAUUAAAAUUAAUGCAACAAUAAAACAAGAAGAUGUCUAUUUAUAUAAUAUUUAUUAAAUUGAUCAGAGAUCCCACUUCAGCUCAGAAACCACUGCCAGCAGGGAAAGAUCCCACAAUAUAAACAUGCCACUUAAUUUGUUAUAUGAUACAUAAAAACUUAUUUUAUUGCUUUAAAACAAGUGAAGCUCUCUGCUGGCUUGAAAUGGGCUGUUAUGACACUGAUUUGUCCAUGCUGAGGAUUCCACAGCUCGAUUUGCCACAAAAACCCCAGUAUCAGGCGAUCAGCUCGUCUUGAAAUACGUACACGAUCCAGUCGCGUCGGCCAAAGACAACAAAACUUUGAAAAUCGCACAGAUAUAAAUUCUAAAAAAAUAUUAAAACAACUCCUAAGUCUUCUAAAUAAUAUUUUAACACUUUAACAAAAAUUCAUUGAAAAUAUCAUCUUUGAUGGCGCAUUUUCUUUCCAAGAUAUUAGACGCCAUUUUAGCGAACGUCGAGUUGACAGUAGUCACUUCAACGGUCAAUAUCUCGAAAACUGCCGGGGGAUCACCGGGAUCAUUCCAGCAGAUUUAAAGCUUAUACUUUUGUCUUGACGACUACCAAAAAUGAAGAAAAUCGAACCAUGGGAAUUCUAGAUAUUUCAUUUUAAACAUUGUAAACAUAUUUAGACUUGAGUCAACGCGUCGCGGGGAGUCGACUAACUUCAAACAUCAAAAUAACAUUGAAAAUAACAUUUACCUCAGAGAUUUCUGCAGAUAUCACCAGAUCUUUUGCAGUAGAACUACUACACUUGAAAUUUUGCAAGAAAAUUUUAAUAUUAAUAUUUUUUUCCGAUUUAUUUUCUGUCGAAUGCAAAUUUUUCUGUCCAAAUUCUGCAGAUAACACGAUGGAAAAUAGAGCGAUCUCAUUGGUCGAGAGCUCACGUGACAACUCGCUAAUUGCUUGUCGUACCUCCUCUGAUCUGCAGCAUGAUUUUGCUCACAAUGACAUUUCGUCAAAAAAUUUUUCUUCAAGAUUGGUUUAAGAUUGGUUUAGAAACAAACUUGAAGUAGGGUUAGGGUUAGGGUUAGGGUAAGGAUUACGGUUGGGGUUAGAGUUGGUGUUUGGAAUAGGGUUAGUGUUAGUAAAACCGUUGGUUUGUUGUCACUUUGAGGCCAGCGAAAUAUAAACCUAUUCUGAUUUAGCCUGCGUAGCAGGCGUUUAGGAUCGCCUGGUCACAUGACACCCACAAUUUCUGCGUGUUUUGAUAUUUAUUUAUUUAUUAAACCUUGCUAAAAACACUAACACAACAACAAAUAGACAUCUAGAAAAUAAAUAUGGGCAUAGCAGUGACACCAGGGGGCUCACGCCACAACAGUGUAAACCAAUUAUCACUUAUUUACUGAGACCGAGGGAAACAGUGUGUUUUGUGGACCCGAAACCGUCGAUGUUUCCCGAGGCGAAGCCGAGGGAAACAUCGACAGUCGAGGGUCCACAAAACACACUGCUUUCCCGAGGUCUCAGUAAAUAAGUGUUUUAUUAUAUAUUAAUAGUCAAAGAAACAACAAAUUAAAGAACAAAUGAACGUAAAUACAUGAAAUAUUUUAUUGUCAAAACGUUAAAUUAAGCACUGCAGUUCAGUUAAAGCGAAAGUUUUAAUAACUAGGCAUGUCCAAAAGUCGCAUCUUCACGUGAUGACGCACGUGAUUUUUUUUGUUAUUCGCCGGUCGAUAACGUCUUGUUUCCCUCUCGCGCUGUUGCGAGGGAAACAGUCUAAUUUCGUCACUCUCACGUGAUAUGCUCUCAACCAAUAAAACCACAGGGGGUCCAACUAAGAGCUGUGUUAUGAAUAUGAAUAAAACAUUAUAUAUACAUAUAUUUAAAUUAUUGCACUUACUUGUAUAAAUCAUAAGAGCUUGCAUUUGCAGUGAAUAGCUUCAAACAGGGCGCUUAUAUACGCUCAGAAACAUUGCUUCGAACGAUUGUUCAAAUAUGGCGAAAAAAUUGACAAAACGAAAAUAUUACAUGACGUUCCAACGAACGCGAGCGGAAGGCGAGGGUAAUAGAUAUUAAUAGAAGGGAUGAAACACCGGUAAUGCGAUCGUGUGAUGUGUUCCAUACAUGACGAGCCGCACGGGUUUAAACAGGAUUAACUUUUAGGUGUUGCUUAAGGCAGCAUUAAUGGGAAAAGUGUGAAAGGUGUUGACAUUUGUUUCCAAUUAAUGGCCUGGAUUAUUUUCCCUUGCAUGUAAUUUAAUGCCAAGUAAUGAGAUGUAGUUUAAUCAUUGAAAAAUAUUAACUAAUCUAGUUUAUGAAGCGACUUGUCAUCACCAAUUACUGCAUAUUAGAACUACAGAAUAUAAGUUUACAAAAUUUCGGGCGCCAAAUUCAAUUGCGCCAAAUGUCUGAAGCGAACAGCAUGUCAAGCGACCAUGGCGUACAAACGCGUUUACUCAGACAAGCUUGAUGCUCUAAAAAACUGGUAUGCCCACUGGUACGCCUACUGGUAUGCCUUUAUCUGUCGUAACGAUCUCAAGCGACCAUGGCGUACAAACGCGUUUACUCAGACAAGCUUGAUGCUCUAAAAAACUGGUAUGCCCACUGGUACGCCUACUGGUAUGCCUUUAUCUGUCGUCUAUAUAAAGGCUAUAGUUAUACUACAUUCCUUAGUAAUUACAACCAUGGCCCAACGUGUUGGUUGACAAAAAAUAUCAGCGAAUUUGGUAAGACGCUUUUUACUUUACAUUUAUUUUACAAUAGUCAUACACAUAUAUUGCUAUUUUCAUGUUUAUUGACUCUGUAAUCCAAAUCUGUAUUCUAUCCUUACAAAUGUGCCAACACUCCCUGCUGACGAGUCCAGCAGACCAUGAAGGACGAAACGCCGCGUACAGGGAUACUGUAUUUUACACACAUGACUAUCUAUUUCUCUCGCUUUAUAUGUUUUACAUGCCUCCAUACAAGCUUUUUAGUGCAGCGCGAUCGUACUCUUUGGGUCUGAUCAAAUAUAUAUUUUAAACCACAGCCACAGGAUAUAUUUUACCUUUACAAUUUACACAUACAUCUCCAAUUUUGUGUUUCAUAAAUCUACACCUGUACUUAUAUUCCUUAGGUUCAUGUUUAUACAAAUACAAGUUGUUUUUUUUAUCUUUUAUCCUCAGUUUCAUCAAAUACAACAUAAUUUUCACAAGCAUUAUAAGUGAUACAUUGUGUCAACAACCGUACGAGGCCAUCAUGCACACUAUCAUAUUUCACACAAACUUUUUGAUCUAACAUUUAGGGAUUAUUGUGGCAUAAAAUUAUUACUAGGACACAAGUAUGGUUCUCAUUACCUAUUAACUUAAAAAAACAGGUUAUGAAGAUGUUCCAUCUUUUCUUAACCAGUGAAAGCUAAAGAGGAGUCUGUAUUUUUCUCUGCAUUCAGUACAUAUCAUACUAUAUUAUUAAAAUCACGGCGCAACGCAAAAUCCUUUGUCUCUGCCGGAAUAAUUAAGAGUCCUUUUAGUGGAAACUCCUGUGCCAGAAAGAUGUGCCAUCUUUUGCUGGCAGGUUAUGAAGAUGCUCCAUCUUUUCUUAACCAGUGGAAGCUAAAUAGGAGUCUCUGUUAUUCCUUGUAUACAGUACAUAUUAUACUAUAAAACACGGCGCAAUGCAAAAUAUAGCCUUUGGCUUUGCCUCUGCCGGAAUAAUUAAGAGUCCUUUUAGUGGAAACUCCUGUGCCAGAAAGAUGUGCCAUCUUUUGCUGGCAGGUUAUGAAGAUGCUCCAUCUUUUCUUAACCAGUGGAAGCUAAAUAGGAGUCUGUGUUAUUCCUUGUAUACAGUACAUAUUAUAGUAUAAAACACGGCGCAACGCAAAAUAUAGCCUUUGCCUCUGCCGGAAUAAUUAAGAGUCCUUUCAGUGGAAACUCCUGUGCCAGAAAGAUGUGCCAUCUUUUGCUGGCAGGUUAUGAAGAUGCUCCAUCUUUUCUUAACCAGUGGAAGCUAAAUAGGAGUCUGUGUUAUUCCUUGUAUACAGUACAUAUUAUAGUAUAAAACACGGCGCAACGCAAAAUAUAGCCUUUGCCUCUGCCGGAAUAAUUAAGAGUCCUUUCAGUGGAAACUUCUGUGCCAGAAAGAUGUGCCAUCUUUUGCUGGCAGGUUAUGAAGAUGCUCCAUCUUUUCUUAACCAGUGGAAACUAAAUAGGAGUCUGUGUUAUUCCUUGUAUACACUAAAUAUUAGUAUAUUGCACUAUAAAUCACGGCGCGCGCAACACAAAAUACAGCCUUUGCUCCAUUUUAGGAGUCCUUCUAGUAUGAAGAUGCUCCAUUUUUCUUAACCAGUGGAAGCUAUUGAGAGUCUGUAUUACAAUUAUCCCUUGAAAAUUAUGGAGCAAAAUACGUAACGCAAAUAUAUGGCCUUUCAAAAUAAAUUAUCUUGUACUGAAUUAUAUAAUCUAUUUUCCCUUCCUUGCGCGACCUUUUUCCAAUGUAGGCCUAUUGCAAUCCGUAAGAGAAAACAAACUAGUAAGGAGAUAUUUAUACCAUAUACCUAUAAAGAACGCAUUGCGCAUCUAAACCAGAAGCAUCUUUUGGCGCAUCUAAGCCAAAAUAGCAUUGUGAAUUAGCUACACCUGGAGCGGUAUAUAUAGCGGUAUCCUGUAGUGUUAGCUCUGUCAACAAUCAAGCCAUUUAUUUGUACUAAACUGUACCUAAAAUAUCAUAUAACAUAUGUAGGUUAAUAUUCGGACUGAAAUUAAACUUAUUACAUGUUUGAUCUCACACUGUGUUUGAGCAGUUUCUCCUGGAUUGAUGACAUCGCAUAGCGUUAAUUGUUGGUGGGUAAGCUGCACCCGCUUCCUGAAAAAUGCAAACUCAGUUUGCAAAUCCCGCUGGUUUUCAAAACGUGCGGCUCGUCAUGUAGCCUGUUCUCUCGGAAAAUUCCAAAACGCCUCCUGCCAACUUCACAACGCCUACGCGCUUAAUUAGUGAAAAUAAACAAUGUUUAGCUAUACCGGCUAAUAUGAAAUGUUUAAAUGUAGCGACCAACGAUUUUUUUACAUUAUUUAGUUUUAUUAUUAUUUAGUCAUACGUCACGAGAACAGGCUACUUAUGGAACACAUCUCGCGAAAACGGCUAAGAAUGUCCGCAGUUAUAAAUCAUAUAAAUUACAUUGAUCAGUGCUUUUUUGGUAAUUACUAUGAGCUUGUUCAUGUAAGAGAACAUCUACUGAGCCCUAAAAAUACCACAAAAAGCUUAAACGGAUAGUCUAGAAACAUUUUAAAAAGUCACGUGAUAUUUGUUUCAUCCCUUCUAUUUAUUUCUUCCCUCGCCUUUUCGCACGCGCGCCCGCAAUCCUUGCUGUUAUUUUCGUUGGAACGUCAUGCAAUAUUUUCGUUUUAUCAAUUUAUUCGCCAUUUUGAACAAUCGUUCGAAGCAAUGUUUCUGAGCAUAUAUAAGUGCCCUGUUUGAAGUUAUUCACUGCAAAUGCAAGCUCUUAUGAUUGAUAGAAGUAAGUGAAAUAAUUUAAAUAUAUUACGUUAUGAUGUUUCAUUCAUAUUACGUUUAAUUAAUGUUUUAUUCAUAUUCAUAACACAGCUCUUAGUUGGACCCCCUGUGAUAAAACACUAGGAAAAUGCGACUUUGACUAGUAUUGAUAUAUAAUAAUUACUUUUAACCCUUUAUAUAAAAAUACGCAUAUCUGAUAUCUGCCGCCCUACAGCCGUCGAGGCAAAAUACCCUGGCGACGAAGUGGAUUGUUUGUGAAAUUUAGACAGGAUUGUUUACCGAGGCGGAAAAUUAAUGGACUCGGAUGGAAAAUUCAAGUUGAUGCACUUCACUUUGACAUUAUUUGAAGAUAAAAGACAGGGCAUAAGAUUCACAAAGUACUGUUUAAUAAACGAGCAGGAGUGUUUUAUUAGGUUUAAAGCCCCGAGCGCGCAGCGCGAGUGGCUUUAGACCUAAUAAAACACGACUACCUGCGAGUUUAUUAAACGGCUUCAAACACGACUACAAAUUCAAUAGAUAUACUGCCCUAUUAGUAUUCUUUAUAUAAAAAUAUUAACGAGGACACGACUACAAUAGAUACUGCCUUAUUUAGUAUGCUUUAUAUAAGGAAUACUAAUUAGGAGUGUUUUAUCAGGUUUAAAGCUAAUAAGCCAAUAAGCUUAUGAAUUAUUAAUGAGUGUUUGAAGCAAGGUUCAAUUACUAGAAUAUCAAACCUCCCAUCUAACUUUCAUUUUUCGUCCAAUGUUUUGCUUAUAUUUUAGAGGAAAGAAACCUCGAAUGGUUGAAUGGGGUGGCCACCAUGGGGGCUGGGGGGCUUUGCCCUCGCCAAAGCCCCCGUCCCCCCAGUUAUGUAUAUACAAAACGCCCUGAUAUCAUGAUGUAGAAUUGGAACCCUUCGCAUGUGACUGGAAGCAUUAAAUUUAUGCAUAUCAAAGUAUUGAAUUGUGCAAUCAUUAUAUGUGUUCCACUUAAAGCCAAAUGUAGAACUGUCCAUUAAAUAAUUUUUGUUCUAGUAUAUUUUGUCUUCUUGCUACGAGGUCGGUUGGUGCAUGCUUGGGGAUAUAAUCUCGUAUUAAUCCAGAACGGAAUCUUUGAACUCACUGAAGCCAACAAAGACUAAUUAAUGCAGCAACACAAUGGAUGAUUCUAGCUGCAUGUAGACUAAAUUUUGAUCUCGGCAAGAAGAACAAAAUCCAUCACCACAGCUAGAAAUUUAAGAGCACGUUAAAAUUAGUAAAAUUGCAAAGUUUGGUUGCGAAAUGUUGUAAAAUGAGGGAAAUAUAGCCCUACGAAAUUUGCAAAUUUGUAUUAAUUUGUAUUAUGCACGAAAAAAUGCACCACUUUCGGCCCAAAUGUGGUGCUUUUUCCCGCGCGUAAUAUGGAUUUUGUUCUUCUUGCCUGGGUCAAAAUUUAGUCUACAGGGUGUAUCAAAAAAAGUAAGACAAUUUUGAAAUUGCUCUCAAUUCCACAAUUCUGUUCAUGAAAUAAACUUGGUUCGCCAAAGUUUCACGAACGAAUAUCCAGAUGUACGAUGCCUUCACGUAUUCGCACGUGAAGGGCAUCGUACAUGCAUCUGGAUAUUCUUUCGUGAACUUUGGCGAACCAAGUUUAUGUUGUUGCUACGGAGGAACUCUGAUACCAUAAAAGCUCUCUGCUGCGGGGUAAAUUGUGGCAUCGCCAUUUCAAAGUGUACGGGGUAUUAUACGAGAAAAUUCGUUUCAGCACAAACAACUCGAAAUAAAAGCUCUCUGCUGUGGGGUAAAUUGUGGCAUCGCCAUUUCAAAGUGUAGGGGGUAUUAUACGAGAAAAUUCGUUUCAGCACAAACAACUUGAAAUCACACAAAUUCCAUGGAAAUUCCAUGGAACUCUCAUGGGAGUAAAAAUGAAUUCAUAAUGAAGCAAGAACAGCACCAACAGAGAAAAAUGUAACGUUUUCAUAGGCUUUUCGGAGGAUUUGUACUCGGUAAAAUCCUGCCGAAAUUUUAUCACAAAUGCAACAAAUAGCGAACUUUUCAUACAUGAACUCAAAUAAAGAAUACCGUUUGUCAUUUCCGUGCGCAAGCCACUUUUAGGAGAGCAAAAGUUGACCACCCCCUGGAUAGCAAAAUUUACUAUUUUCAAAAUUUUUUAUAUUUUCCAUAAUUUAAGAACUCAAGCAAUCCAUAUAUAGCAAAAAUUACAUUUCAUGAACAGAAUUGUGGAAUUGAGAGUAAUUUCAAAAUUGUCUUACUUUUUUUUAUACACCCUGUAUAGCUGGAAUCAUCCAUUUUUUUUAAUAAUCAGAGUUUAGACUUUAUUGAGAGAUGGAAGUUGCAGCAGGGAAGUAUAGGUGUUCCAAACAGUGUAUUGAAUCGAAUGAUGAUUUGUUUCACUGCAAAUCGUACGACAAUUAUAGAUCACUGAUUAUUUCUACAAAUUAUUUUCAGGAAUUUUAGGUCUGAAUGAAAAUGCGGUGUUUGAAAACUGCGAGAGUGCCAAGGGAAAUGAGGUUCUGUCAAUUUUAACUUACGCAGAACGCAUAGGAAUGUCCACGGGUAUCGUCACGGACACGCGUGUAACCCACGCAACCCCAGCAGCAUUCUACAGUCAUACACCGUCACGUAAUUGGGAAACGAUCAGGCGGCGAAAGGGGAUUGUAAGGAUAUAUAUGUAAGUAGAUGUGUAUACAUGGGUAUACACGUAAUUAGAGUUAAGCAAUACUGCAGACUCCUGCACAACCCAAAAGCAGUGCUAAGUAUAGGGGACAAAAUUAUGCACUUGUGGCUUCAGCAGAUUGUUGAGUCAUUCAAAUCAGUCUAAUUAACAAUACGUUAUUUCAAUAGUUUGGGGUUUUUUGGGACACCCUGUAUAUAUUUUUGUUAUAAUUCUGUUACAAUUUAAUUCCCAUAAGAUAUCGGUAAUUUUGGUUAUUGGUUUUAAUUCGCGCGCGCAUUUUUAAACACAUCACGGAUUACAAAAUUAUGAUUGUGAAAUUAUUACCAUUUCUUCUUUAAUUUUCAUCGAAUAUUGAGAUGGUGGAGUAAAUUAAAUUAGAUCUUAUAAUUAACAUUCUUUGCUCUAUACAAUGAUAAACUAUUCUUACCCUUCACCAUUCCACAAUUACGUAUACGCAGAUGAUAAACUAUAUAUUCCUAAGUAGGACUACGGGCCUAAAUGUGUAGCGAGGGCAUGGAUCACGCAUUUUUCCAAAGGAAACUGAAAAUGCCCCACUAUUGAUACAAGCUUCCAUCUCUGAUACGUAUACACAGAUACACAGAUACACAUAUACACCCAUUCGAGUCGUUGACUGCAAGUGACUAUGUGAAUGUAAAUCAAUAUUAAUUAUUUUGCUAUGUCGAUUAAUAACAAGAAGGGUUAAGUAUCGAAAUUGUAAGCACAUAUAAUCGUUAUUUACCAUUCACAACAUCGAAUUAUUUUCCAAUUUGAACAAACGAGGAAAUUGAAUUUAUACAAAAUGAGUAAAUUGUUAAACACGUUCGAAAUUAUCAAUACAGUAAAUCUUGAUAAUUAUACCCAUACUUUAACAUGGCAGUACCCUAGUAUAUAUACAUGAACUUAUUGUUAGACCUCAUGCAACAUGUAUAGACUUAGAGCGCUGCACCGGAAUCGCAGGGCCACAUGUUCUAUUCUUGCUAGGGGAUGCAUCGGUUGCAUUUUUUGCAGCUGUUCCUGGCUAGGUCUUUUAUUAACAACCGUUACGGUACUAUUUCAUAAAUGUACAUCAAAAUUACACGCAAAAAUGUCCGUCUACAAAACCCGUCACCUUUUUUAUUCACUCUUGUUAUGACAGUAUUUGACUAAGUACUAUUUAAAACACGAGCAGGAGCGCUUUAUCAGAUAGAAUAGAAUAGAGACUUUAUUUCACGAGGGAAAACGUAUUAACCGUAAAAGUUAUCUAACAUACGGCCCUCGCACUAUUUUGAUAUUUACAGGCAUAAAAAGUAUUAAGGGUUACGACUAUUUACAUUUGAGAAAAAAAUAAUUAGUAUAAUGAAUACAAUUACAAUUUAGUAAAUAUUUACAAUUUAUACAAAAUAGAUCUUCGAUAUGAUUAGUAAGGGUAAGCUUGUUAAGAAAGAUUUUACGAAUUUUUUGUUUGGCGUUAGUAUAUGAAGAGCAAGAUGGCGAAGCAGCAAGUUGCUUGCAAUCGCUAUCUAAGCAAUUAAAAAGAAUGGAAGCAUGCACUGUACAGAAAUGUUCGUUUACCCAUGGGCCGCGGAACCGGGGGGCAAUGGGGGCAUGUGCCCCCCCACUUUUCUUAAAAGUGAAAAAAGUGCCCUUUUUUCUGGGCUAAAAUGCCCCAUUUAAAAAACGAAAAAAGUAUUUCUUGAAUAAACGCCCUCUUUUUCUGGAAAGAAAAUGCCCUUUUCGCAGUAGUAAAGACUCUGUAAAGUCCAUUUCCGACGUUAGAGAGACUCCAUAUUUUCAAAAAUUUUCGUUCGGCUCGUGAACGUCAUAAAAUCGUUUGAUUCUGGUCAUAUACAAAAGUGCCCCUUUCGGUCAAUGCCCCUCCACUUUCGAAAUGCUUCCGCGGCCUCUGCGUUUACCAGAGUCAGUACGCGGGAAGGGGGGUUGAAGGUCAUAUGCGCAAGCUCUAGUCAGAGCCCGUUGUCGAGUAGAAGAUAAGAAUUUAAACAUUUGCUUAAAUGAAGAUGGAGCACUGGGAUUUGUGAGAAUUUUAAUUAGUAAGAGAAGCUUCCUAAAUUUAACAAGAUCAAAAAUUGGGAUUAUUCGAAUCUGGGAAAAGAGAAGAACAGAAGGAGUAGAAAAGUCAGCGUCUAGAAUAAUACGUGCUGCACGCUUUUGCAGUCGAAGAAUGCGAAGUAAAAGUGUUUUUGAGCAGUUUCCUCAAGUUACAGAGCAGUAGAUAAGACUUGAAUUAAUACAGGAGUUAUAGAAACGAAGAGCACAGUCCUUAGUUAAAAAGGGUUUAAUCCUGCGUAAUAAAGCAUAGAUAGAUAUAAGACACGACACCACAGCCGAGUGUUUUAUAUCUGAUAAAGCAUGGACUGCGAUUGUUUCGAAAAAAUCAAAGCUAAAGUGUGUAAAUUAUCAUAAAAUUAUCAUAAUUUUAUCACAUAUAAAACCACCGACACGGUAGUGAUUUCCUUUCAGUGUCUUUUCCUCAUGAAUUAUUAAUGAGUUUUUUGAGGUCAAACUAACGGAGAGCCUCUGGUCAUAUCGAUUGCAGAUCCCACUUCCACACUUGAUUAUGUUCAGAAUCUGAAUCUCGCAUCUGAUUGGCAAAUUUGUAAAAAUAUGUCAAACCGGUUUGGGAAAUAAACAUUACUGUAUAAGCUACAAUAAUAGUUAUGAUUAGCUUACUGUAAUGUUUAUUUCCCAAACCGGUUUGACAUAUUUUUACAAAUGGCCAAUCACAUGCAAGAUUCAAAUUCUGUACAUAAACAAGUGUGGAAGUGGGAUUUGCAAUCGAUAUGACCAGAGGCUCUCCGUUCUCGCUUCCGUCGUACCGUUUCUUUCGUCUUGCAAAGAGCCUCUGGAACCAGGUUAGCCUGUUUUAUACGUCGAAUGUCGGUCGCGUCGAAUGCAAUUCAAACAAUAGAUAAUGAAGCUUUAUAAUGAGGUUUAUCAUCUCAUUAUCUAUAUUGUCUUAAUUGCAUUCGACGCGACCAAAAUUCGACGUAUAAAACAGGCCUAAGUUACGAAAGUACAAGAGCCACGAGUUAUCACUUGCGUUGGUAAUCUGAGUGCAAAUUUCCCUUUGUCUUAUAUUUAAUACUUAUCCAAUAUUUUGAAGGGCUAAUUUUUCAUAUUGUGCGUUUAAUAAAUCACCGUUUCUCGUGUUUGAACAGAGGAUACCCUAAUGAUAGUGACCACCGACCACUCACAUUCAUUCUUUUUGUAUGGUAGUCCUGUUCGAAACAACCCCAUCCUGGGUUUCCAGAAGACAAUUCCACCUGAUGGCAAGCCAGCUCUUACCUUGGCAUACUCUGAUGGUCCAGGCGGGUUAAAACCUAACACAGAGAGGGCGAACCUUACUGGAGUCAAUUACAAUGCAACUGGUUUCAACCAGCAAGCUUUUAUGUGGACGUACUCGGAAAGCCACGGGGGCGAAGAUGUGG
This is a messenger RNA of Paramuricea clavata, 13148 nucleotides long. The record is from the annotation of a GenBank genome assembly. NCBI's taxonomy places the organism in Eukaryota, Metazoa, Cnidaria, Anthozoa, Malacalcyonacea, Plexauridae.